Molecule: messenger RNA, 267 nt
Organism: Penicillium odoratum
Lineage: Eukaryota; Fungi; Ascomycota; Eurotiomycetes; Eurotiales; Aspergillaceae
Exons: 2
Coding region: 1-267 (88 amino acids)
Source: RefSeq, a predicted model, not a curated record
AUGAAUAAAGACGAAUUCAUCAAUUGGUGGGUACAGACACAAGCAGAUGAGACACAGAAAAGAAUUCGUUGGGAUGCAAAGCGUACCUCAACAGCCUGGGAUAACUUUGAGCAAGUUGCUCACUUUAUUACUGGCGAGCCAAAGGUUCUUUGUCGGAAGUGUGGGAUAACACUUCCACACCCCCAAUCAACUGCGAAUGGAACCAAUUCGAUGAAGCGUCAUGCUACCGCAGGCUCAAAAUACCCCUACCGCAAAACGAACAUUUAA